GUUGGUUGAUCAACGAUCUGGGCGGCCGACGCCCGAUGGGUUUCCGGCGGUUUGUGCAUCUGGUGACGAACGACGCUCGCAGCACCUACACUCUGCGCCGCAUCGACAUGUCGCGCUUCUUCCGCCCACCACCGCUCGUCGGCCACAUCGCCGGAGCAGGAGAAGAAGGCCCGGCGCUGGAACACGGCUGCCUGCCCGACCCCACGUCGCGCUUUGAAGCUCCGUCGGGCUCGGGCCGGCCCCUCAAAGGCGUGAUGGACUUCUUCCUCCUCAAGACCAACCAUAGACACGAAGCGGAGGAGGGAGAGCUUGACCUUAACAUGGUGGUCGCCACGGACCACACGGGCCGCGCCCUCAUCUACGACCCCGACUCGCUGGCCGUCCGCGCGCUGCCCAGGCUGCCGGAGCGCAAGUACAUCCCCGUCUCCCUCACCGCCGGCGGCGCCCUCUACGUGUUCGACCGGAUCCCCCAGCUCCACAAGAAGCGGUGCUGCGAGGCGCUCACCUUCCGCCGGCCCCGCGGCGAGCACGAGGACUGGUCGUGGCGCGCUCUGCCCCCGCCCCCCUUCGUGCACGAGCCCAGCAGCCACGGCGCCCCCGGCCAAAUCGACUCCUACGCGGUGGCCGGCGACGGCGAGAGCCUCUGCAUAUCCACCAGACGCAUGGGCACGUACUCCUACGACAUUAAGAAACGCGGCUGGACCAAGCUCGGGAGCUGGGCGCUGCCAUUCAGCGGCCUCGCCGAGCACGUCCGCGAGCACGGGCUCUGGUUCGGCAUCUGCUCCUCGGACGACGGCGAGAACACGUUCGGCGCCGCCGACCUCAGGGCCGCCUCCGGUCUGACGCCGCCUCCGCUGCAUGGCUCGUGGGAGGACAUCACGCCGCCCAUGGAAGGGCACGCGCUGGGGACGCACGUUGUGCACCUCGGCUCCUCCAAGUUCUGCAUCGCCAGGUUCCUCGAGGCUGUCACCUCGCAUGUCUCUGAAGAGUCUACUAGCCCAGUCCUAUCAGUAUCAGUUGGUGACUCACAUUUCUUUACUUUUACUGGCAAAAGCAAGGAUGAAGCCAGGAAGUCGAUAGUUUACAAUUACAAGCAUGGAUUCUCUGGAUUCGCGGCGACACUCAAUGAAACGCAAGCUCAAACACUUGCAGAAUUCCCUGAAGUUGUCCGCGUGAAGCUUAACACUUACCACAAACCGCACACAACUCAGAGUUGGGACUUCCUCGGCCUUGACUACGAUGGACCACAACAACAACAACCACAACAACAGGAAGGCCUUCUGCAAAGAGCAAAGUACGGAGAAAACAUCAUCAUCGGGGUGAUUGAUUCAGGCAUAUGGCCUGAAUCACGAAGCUUUGAUGACACCGGAUAUAGCCCUGUGCCGGCACGGUGGAACGGCGUGUGCCAGAUUGGACAUGCGUGGAAUGCCACGAGUUGCAACAGGAAGAUCAUCGGCGCCCGAUGGUAUAGUGGUGGCAUCAGCGCUGACGUGCUUAAGAUGGACUACAAUUCCCCUAGGGACCUCACUGGCCAUGGCACACAUGUAGCCUCAACGAUUGCCGGUAGCCAGGUGUGGAAUGUGAGCCACAGAGGGGGUGGCCUUGGUGUCGGUAUGGCUCGCGGUGGAGCACCACGGUCUCGAUUGGCUAUAUACAAGGUAUGUUGGGUCGAUGGGAGUUGCCCCGAGGCAGCGAUCCUUGCGGCCAUCGAUGAUGCCAUAAAGGAUGGCGUGGACGUCCUGUCGCUCUCACUAGGAGGCAGUCCUGGCGAGGAGAUCUUUGAGACAUUGCAUGCUGUAUUGCAAGGCAUCUCCGUUGUGUUUGCAGGCGGGAAUGAAGGCCCCGUGCCACAAACGGUGUUGAAUGCCGUGCCAUGGGUCAUGACGGUGGCUGCUAGCACAAUAGACAGGUCAUUCCCAACCCAAGUGACGCUCGGGAACAAUGAAAAGUUGGUGAGUUGGUUCUACGAUCACCACUAUCAAAGGAUGAUUUAUUUAGACCUUAACCAGGCUUUCUUCUUCUUCAUCUCUACACAACCACAGAUUAAGGUGUCAACCUUGGCAGGUCCUCCACCAUCGACGCCACCACAACGCCAAACGACGACCUCCACCUACGCGAGCCUUGGCAGGUCCUCCGCCAUGGACGCCACCACGACGCCAAAUGAUGACCUCCACAUAUGUGAGCCCUUCUCCGAGCAACGGACCCAGAUCCAUGCUAGGAUAGGUCCGCACUAUCACCGUCGUCCACCACCCACAAGCGCCACCCAACCCCAAGGUUCCCAAAGUGGCGCCUUCAAGAAGGGAAUGACGCCGUGA
Molecule: messenger RNA, 2315 nt
Organism: Triticum aestivum (bread wheat)
Lineage: Eukaryota; Viridiplantae; Streptophyta; Magnoliopsida; Poales; Poaceae
Exons: 6
Coding region: 36-2315 (759 amino acids)
Biological process (GO): proteolysis
Molecular function (GO): protein binding; serine-type endopeptidase activity
Source: RefSeq, a predicted model, not a curated record